CGCAAAUUGCGAAGCCAGCAAAAUGUAAAACCAUAUAAAAUAGCAAUAAAUUCAUAUGAAAUAAAUAUUAUUGCUGAAGUUGCAAAUAAGCAGGCACAUGCGAAGAGUGCGACGAAGUGCAAACAAAUUACACAUAAAGAGUUCAAUAAAUUAAAUUAAACAAGCUUACUUAAUACUUGCGUGAAUUCCUCGCUAAAUAUUCACCAAAAAUAAAAAAAUGUGGACGCGCUGCCUGCUGCUUACAGUCUUCGCACAGUGUUUGUGGUCCAACGUGGCUGCGGUCAAAUACGACAAUGCGUACAGCAGCGCUGAAGCGGUUGCCGCACCGCCUGCCGUCACCUCGCUACAAUGGACCGGUGGACAGUUCGAGUUUCCCGGCUCCUCACGUUCGCUUUUCCGCAGUUCGGGCAAGUACAUCUCGAAGAAUGUGAUUGCGACUCGUGCGCAAAUAGUGGGUGACACGGUGUUUUUGGCAUUACCACGUUACAAACACGGUGUACCGGCGACGCUUGUGAAAACCACACUUAAACCGGGCGCAUGUCAAGCCACUUUUUCACCAUUUCCUUGCUGGGAUAUGCAGGAUGAUAGUACUUGCAAAGGUUUCCAGUCAGUAGUUGACUUGGUGGUGGACCAAAAUGAGGUGCUCUGGGUGUUAGACACCGGCAUUGUGAAUACACUCGAGACGCCGGAACGCAAAUGUACCGCCAAAGUGGUGGCGCUCUCAGUGAAGACGGGCAAAGUGUUGAAAUCCAUUUCAUUGGAGGGUCUAACAUCACCGAACUCGCGUUUACAAUAUGUCGUGGUGGACUAUGCACCUGACGGCAGCUGCUUCGUCUAUGUCAGUGAUGCAGCGAAUCGUGCCAUCAUCGUUUAUAAUCUACAAGCCGAUCGUGGCUUCCGUGUGGUGCUGCCGAAGGCGGUAGCUUCUGGUUGCAGAGCGCGUGAUGUGCUCUAUAUUGCGCUAAUACGCAAACAUUGUGGCACAACGGAGCUGUACUUCACCUACUUGAGCACGAACCGACUCUUCUCGCUACAAUCGGAGUAUUUGCGCAGUGGCGUGGCCGAUGGUCGCAUACUGGAUUUGGGCAAGAAGCCUUCGCGCAUGGUUAUUAUCGGCACUGAUAACGGCUCGGCAAUUUUCUUCCGCAAUGAAGGCGACGCAGAGGUCUAUCGCUGGGACACAUCCACUGCAUUUACGGAGACGAACUUUAAGCCUGUCUACCGUAGUGACACCUGUCAACUGGCAACGCAUGCUGUGCCCGACUACAAGCGCAAUACGAUGCGUGUGCUGCAGAGCAAUUUCCCGGAUUAUAUGCAGAAUCGUGUGGGUUGCGGUGCAAUACAGCAAUUAUCCGUUAUGCAAGGUUGUUGGUAAGGCAGCUUUCUGCAGAAAGAGUAGGAAAUUAAAAAUUAUAUUUAAAUUACUGCAAUUAGUUGAUGAGGUUGAGAGUGGUAGUGUCGGAUAAUGUUAAAAGCUUGAGUUUAUGAAGAAAUCUCCGUUUAAGAAAUAUCCGGCUUAAGGA
Messenger RNA from Zeugodacus cucurbitae (melon fly), 1523 nucleotides. It is a transcript of the gene yellow-g2, whose product is annotated as major royal jelly protein 1. The record is from RefSeq and is a predicted model, not a curated record. The transcript is spliced from 2 exons. Gene Ontology annotation, cellular component: extracellular region. The coding region runs from base 218 to 1375 and encodes 385 amino acids. NCBI's taxonomy places the organism in Eukaryota, Metazoa, Arthropoda, Insecta, Diptera, Tephritidae.